Molecule: messenger RNA, 1464 nt
Organism: Colletotrichum costaricense
Lineage: Eukaryota; Fungi; Ascomycota; Sordariomycetes; Glomerellales; Glomerellaceae
Exons: 4
Coding region: 1-1464 (487 amino acids)
Source: RefSeq, a predicted model, not a curated record
AUGUAUAGCCCACAAUGGCCACCAACACGCCCGGCUGCCGUUCAGGCCCAGCCACAAGAACGAGAGCCGCCUGGAGUUGCUGCUUCUUUGAUACCAUCGCACAACAGCCACGGCGGCGGCAGUGGUAUUAGCAGUAGCAGCCGCCAAGGCACGGGACCUCCCCGCUUUGGUAAAGCACCGGAUGUCACUGGUGGUCCGGCCUCUGCGGCCAUCACGCGAGGAGGUGCAGCAAGCGCCGGCCCCGGCGGCGGCAACGGCAGCGGGAAUAUUCACAGCAGCCAAGGCGGUACCAACGACGGCACAUAUCCCGCACCAGCGGCUCAACAGCCGUCUGCUCCGGGUCCGCCUGCCGGGAUCAUCAACCCGUUCGACCUCUCUGCCGCCGAGCCCUCGCAGCCGCGUCACGUUCUCGUUCGCGUAGACGGUGACACGGGGUUUUAUCUCGGCAACGCCGUGGGCCGUCCGGCGCCACAGGAGUUUUCUCUGCCGACGGAGGUGGACGGAUCGCGGUCCGUGGCCAACGGGGACCAGAUCCAGACCGGAUGGAGUAUCGACUACUACGGCCUCUCGGGCAGCCGCCACGAGUACGGUAACGGCAUUGGGUGGCGGUGUCAGGAAUCAGAGGCCGUGGCGGACGCGCAGGGGAACUUUGGGUGGCCGAGGAAGUACGUCUGUUCCAUGUGUUGUCUGCGAUGGAACGCCAUGCCUCUGCCCGCCAAGGUGAUUCGGGGCGAUGUCAGUCAAAAGGACCGGAUUGAACUAAGGAUAAUGCACGGAGGGAUCCCGGAUUCUCUCGGCCGGGAUGCUCAGAGUACCGGGGACCCCCAGUUACACUACUACCUCGAUCAUGAAGGACCUGGAAACGAGCCGUGCGUCCGUGGCCUUUGUCAAAAGUGCCGGCCGGUGUCUUUCUUGCCGGACUCGCAGCCGACGACCCACUGUUGUCCGCCCCCGGUGGCCGAGCCGGGCUACCUCAAGGAGAUUUAUCGGUGCAUCAUGGACAACUGCCCGUUCCUUACGGACACCCGGCGAGAGAUGAAGGCCCAUCUCCAUUCUCCAAGAAAGAACGGACACAAAUCCUACUUGACAUCCCUAGCAGCUCGCAUCGAGCACGGCCAACCCCUCAGCGCAAUCGACAAGGAAAUCGCCUCCCGCCUGAUGCUCAUGUUCAACGACCGCGACGCCCGUGGGCAGAAAUCCAUCUCUCAGCCCAUCAACACCGUCCUUGGGCCUGAGGACGUCAGCAGCCCGGCCAUCCUGCGCGAGCACACGCAGUGGAUGUCGUAUCUAGGCCUUCACACGCCCGAGCUGCACCGACGGGACUUCUGGGAUCCGCGGACAGGCGGGUGGUAUUACCGCGAGUACAACAUGGACGACGACUUUGAGGAUGCGUGCGAGAAUGUGAGGAUUAUCUCGCAUGCUACGGGAAGGCCGGUGAAGCCGUCAGAUUUCCUAUGGCGUUGA